AUGACCUCUACAGCUAAGUGCCUUAAUAGCAAAAGCAAAAGAAAAAAGGACCAGGUGGCAGUUGUGGCUAGGGGGGCCUUUGCUCAAUUUCGUGUUGUGCUCAGUCAAAAGAUUUGCUAUGGUGACUCUGCACAUCCCUGCUACAAGAUAGCCUAUUUCCAAGACAUGUCUAGGCGUGUGGGUUUUCAGGAGGCUCGCCAAGCCUGUGAAAUGGGCGAUGGAGUCCUUCUCAGCCUUGAAAGUGAAGCAGAACAGAAACUAAUAGAACAUAUGCUGCAGAAUCUCACCAAAGCAGGUCCUGGGAUUUCUGAUGGAGACUUCUGGAUUGGUCUAUGGAGAAAUGGAGAGGGACAAAUGACCUCUAGUGCCUGCCCUGAUCUUUACAAAUGGACAGAUGGAAGCAGUUCCCUCUUCAGAAAUUGGUAUACCGAUGAGCCUUCCUGUGGGAGUGAAGCUUGUGUUGUGAUGUAUCACCAGCCAACUGCAAAUCCAGGUUUAGGAGGGCCUUAUCUUUAUCAGUGGAAUGAUGACAGAUGCAACAUGAAGCACAAUUUCAUCUGCAAGUAUAAGUCAGAAGACAUCCCAGAAAAAGAAUCAGGAGACAGAACAGAUCCACAUCAUGAAGUGCAAGCAACAGUGCCAGCCUUGAAGCCUAAUUAUCCAAGCAAGUCAGAAGAUGAUUUUCCAUUGGUCGUUACUGAAACUAGUGGUCUAAUUCCUAAUUUAAUUUAUGUUGUUAUACCAACCAUACCACUGUUGUUGUUGAUAUUAGUGGCUUUUGGGACUUGCUGUUUCCAGAUGCUGCAUAAAAGUAAAGGAAGAACAAAAACCAGUCCCAAUCAGUCAACACUGUGGAUUUCUAAGAACCCAAGAAAGGACAGUAACCUGGAGGUAUAAGAGAACUGGCUGAAAAGGAAGCAGGAAUUACACUUUUCAGGAUCUCUUUGAUUGUCUUGUCAAAUAUUUGUUUGGAAUGGCUUGAAAUUGCAACCGAUCAGCAGAAUGAACUGGAAGCUCCCCCUUGAGGCAAUUGCUCUGAUAAUUUUUUUAUACAUGCAGUUUUUGGUUUUUAAUUCCAUACCAAACAUAGCUCUCUAAAAGAAAAUAAAAAUAUGAUUAUUUUGCUAAGGAAAAUAACUUGGCUACAGAUACUAAUAAGAUGGACAGAACAUUUUGAAUUUAUUCCAUGUGUCAGUUAUAGAACAAGUAUUUCUAAUUUAACUUUUAACAUUU
Molecule: messenger RNA, 1233 nt
Organism: Candoia aspera
Lineage: Eukaryota; Metazoa; Chordata; Lepidosauria; Squamata; Candoiidae
Gene: CHODL
Product: chondrolectin
Exons: 8
Coding region: 1-897 (298 amino acids)
Biological process (GO): positive regulation of axonogenesis
Cellular component (GO): cytoplasm
Source: RefSeq, a predicted model, not a curated record